CAAGGUUUGUCUUUUUUUUUUUUUUUUACGGAGGGAGUACGUGCGUUGCGUAGCACCACAAGAAAAUAGGCACACACCCUAUACAUGCACAAGAUAGGUAAGUACCUGCGCAGGCCUACCUACAGGAGUCAUGCAGUGCAUGCACGCGAAGCUGUCGUCGUGCCUGCCAUCACACACAACAAUCAUUACAACAGAUCGACAUGGAAAUGGCAGCUAGCCCCAGCUUUCGCCGCAGCAGCAGUCACAAAAGUCAUUCACCUCCUCCACCUGUCUGUUUGCCGUGGAUCACCCCCUAACGAUAUGCACACAUAUUGGCUUGUGCCCAAGCAAAUCACGCAUUUCCCAAACCAAACCACCUCCACAACCCAAAUCCCCCAUGACAUCAACCUAUUGAUCCUACCAUUCAAUGUGAUCGAUCUACACACUCUUGCUAAUAUAACUCCAAUAUUCCCCCUUAAUUCCGUCCUCAUCCAUCCUAACCACCACCUUCUUAUAAAUUAAUUAACACAAAUCAUACUGAUCGUUCCGCACAGGAAGAUAAUCAUCAAGAUUGAUCCAAGAAGGAGCGAGAGCUUAGCUUAUCUGAUCAGAUCAAAGAUGGCGGCGAUCUCUCCGGCGAGCGAUGGCGUGGGGCGGCGGCGGAGGAGGGUGUUGAUGUUCCCGAUUCCGUUUCAGGGGCAUGUCACGCCGAUGCUGCAGCUGGCCGACGUGCUCCGCUCCCGCGCCGGCCUCGCCGUCACCGUCUUCCACGCCCCCGUCAACGCGCCCGCCGCCGCCGAGCAGUCGGCGGCGGAGGAGGACUACCGCUUCGUGACCGUGGGGGCCGGAGUGGCGGGGGAGGCGGCGGCGCUGAUGCCCACGGGCGGCAGCGGCAGCGACUUCGCCGGCGCGCUGAUGCGCCUCGACGCGCUCCUCCGGGCGCCGUUCGACGACGCCCUCCGCCAGGCGCUCCUCGCCGACGACGAGGAGGAGGCGGCGGCGACGUGCCUAGUGGUGGACUCGAACCUGCGCGGGGUGCAGGAGGUGGCGGAGCGGCGCGGCGUGCGGACGCUGGCGCUGCGCACCGGCGGCGCGUGCUGCCUCGUGGCGUACAUGGCCUUCCCGGAGCUCUGCGGCAAGGGCGUCCUCCCGCCGCUGUCGCGAGAUCAGCUGCAACUGGACAUGCCAUUGGAUGAGCUUCCACCACUUCGUCUGCGAGAUAUGAUGUUCUCAGCAACCACCACACAUGGUACAAUGGCUACCUGCUUAGAACGUCUAUUGGACUCGGCACGGUGUUCUUCAGGUGUCAUUCUCAAUACCUUCGAUGACCUUGAGAAUUCUGACCUCCGAAAGAUCGCCAAUGGCCUAAGUGUUCCGGUUUACGCGAUCGGUCCACUUCACAAGAUCUCCAUAGGCCAAGAGAGCAGCUUGCUAACUCAAGAUCAAAGCUGUUUGGAAUGGUUAGACAAGCAGGAGGCAGAGUCUGUUCUUUAUGUGAGCUUUGGGAGCUUGGCAUCUAUGGACUCUCAAGAGCUUUUGGAGACAGCGUGGGGAUUGGUCGAUAGCGAAAUUCCGUUUCUUUGGGUGAUCAGGCCUAACUCGGUCCAGGGAUCAGAGCAAACAUGCCUUCCAGAUGGCUUUGAGGAGGCGACACGUGGCAGGGGUAUGGUGGUUUCCUGGGCCCCACAACAAGAUGUGCUGAAGCACCGAGCGGUUGGUGGUUUCUGGACGCACAAUGGGUGGAACUCAACCCUAGAAAGUAUAUGUGAUGGUGUUCCGAUGAUCUGUAGGCCUCAGUUUGCGGACCAAAUGAUUAAUGCUAGGUAUGUCCAAGAGGUAUGGAAGAUAGGGUUCGAGCUAGAGGGAAAACUGGAGAGGAGAAUGAUUGAGAGGGCUGUAAGAAGGUUACUGUGCAGUGAAGAAGGCAAGGAGAUGAGGCACAGGGCAAAGGAUCUGAAGAACAAAGCGACGACCUGUAUUGAGAAAGGAGGCUCUUCAAAUACUGCAAUUGAUAUGUUGGUGAAUCUCAUAAUGUCAUUUUGAACAUUAUCUUAUAUCAAUAAACUGUUUCAUAAAAUCCAUAGAAAACAUAAACAUCUUCUGAAGUUACUAUUAAUAUAUUGGGUGAAAUUUACAAUGGCACA
Molecule: messenger RNA, 2123 nt
Organism: Oryza sativa Japonica Group (Japanese rice)
Lineage: Eukaryota; Viridiplantae; Streptophyta; Magnoliopsida; Poales; Poaceae
Product: DIMBOA UDP-glucosyltransferase BX8
Molecular function (GO): UDP-glycosyltransferase activity
Source: RefSeq, a predicted model, not a curated record